CCUGCAGGGACACAGAGCCCCGCACACAGACCCCUAUGGCCGCCGGACCGUGACCGCCCGCCCCGUCCGGCCGCAGUGACGCCGUAUGCCGCUGUACCCCCGGUACCCCCGGUAUCCCGGUACCCCCGGUAUCCCAAUACUCCCGGUACCCCCGAUACCCCCGGUAUCCCGAUACUCCCGAUACCCCCGGUACUCCCGGUACCCCCGGUAUCCCGAUACCCCCGGUACCCCCGGCCCAACACCGCAGCCCCGCUCACCGGGCCGUGACGCUGUACCCGCACUUCCUGCGGUGCCGCGCAGGCGCAGUGGGUUCAUGGCGGGUCGCGGUGCCGCUCGCGUGGCGGCGCGCGUGGGGCAGGGGGCGAAUAGUGCGGGGAAGGGCCGGCAGCUGGGACCUGAGGCUGCGCUGCGGCUGCUGGAGGCCUCGGUGGUGCACCGGGAAGGAGCGCUGCUGGCCCUGAGCAAACCCACUGCGCUGCCCGUGCUGGGGCGCUCCGGGGAGCUGAGCCUGACCGCGCUGCUGCCCGCACUGCGCCGCCGGCUGGGGCUGCCCGCAGAGCUGCACGUGGUGAAGGCACCCGCCAGGGAAUGCUCCGGCCUCGUGCUGCUGUCCGCCUGUCACCGUGUCACUGAGCAGCUGCAGCGCUCCUUCUCUGCCGCCCGGCGCAGGGGGCACUUCCCGGCCACCUACAGCGCUGUCACUGUGGGGAUCCCGGCGGAGGCAGAGGGUGAGAUCCACGCGGGGCUGUGCUGGCAGCAGAAAGGGGACACAGCUGUGGUGGUGGCAGUGCCAUCCCCAGGACGCCGCAGUUUGGCCCGUGGGGAGGUGAAGAGCACCCGGACCCGCUACCGGCUGCUGGGGGCAGCGGGGGGCUGCGCUUUGCUCCAGCUGCAGCCUCGCACCGCUUUCCCUGAGCAGCUCCAGGUGCACCUGACAUUGCUGCUGUGCCCGGCGCUGGGUGACCACAGACACGCAUCCCGCGUGGGCAAAGUGCUGGGGGAACCUUUCCUGCUGCCUCCCCAGGAGACCCCUACGCCCCACACACAGGUGCUGGACGCAGAGCUCAUGUCCCGGCUGCAGCUGUCCCCACACCAGCGCCUGCCCCUGCACCUCCACCUGCAGCAGCUGGUGCUGCCCCACACAGUGCUGUGUGCUCCCCCCCCUCCCCAUUUCCUGCGCACCCUGCGCCUGCUGGGGCUGCCCUCCCCGCCUCUCCCUGUCCAUUAAAUCUCAGUGUCCCAACAAA
This is a messenger RNA of Coturnix japonica (Japanese quail), 1247 nucleotides long. RefSeq names its product RNA pseudouridine synthase D3 (gene RPUSD3). The record is from RefSeq and is a predicted model, not a curated record. Gene Ontology annotation, biological process: pseudouridine synthesis. Gene Ontology annotation, molecular function: pseudouridine synthase activity; RNA binding. Lineage: Eukaryota; Metazoa; Chordata; Aves; Galliformes; Phasianidae.